This is a messenger RNA of Pyrus x bretschneideri (Chinese white pear), 1293 nucleotides long. Its product is annotated as syntaxin-121-like. Lineage: Eukaryota; Viridiplantae; Streptophyta; Magnoliopsida; Rosales; Rosaceae. The record is from RefSeq and is a predicted model, not a curated record. Gene Ontology annotation, cellular component: plasma membrane; SNARE complex; endomembrane system. Gene Ontology annotation, molecular function: SNAP receptor activity; SNARE binding. Bases 196 to 1182 code for a protein of 328 amino acids. Gene Ontology annotation, biological process: exocytosis; intracellular protein transport; vesicle fusion. The transcript has 2 exons.
CACAUCCCCUUCUCUUCUUCUCACAGCUGAACAGUCCGAGUCCUCGUUGACUAAAUCUACCCCCCACAUUCCUCUUCAAACCCCCUCCCCAAAAUUUCAUAUCUCCAAUUCAUUCCAAAUUCCCAAUUAUUCUUAUCGAUUCCGAUCGGAUUUUGGUUUCGAUUUCGAUUUGAAAAACUCAAAGCUCGCAAAAUCAUGAACGAUUUGUUCUCCGGCUCCUUCUCGCGGUUCCGGAGCGAGGAGCAGUCGCCGCGGCGCGAUGAUCACGUAAUCGAGAUGGGGUCGACGGCGGCGGCGGGGUCGGGCGCCGCGGGAGUCAACCUCGAUAAGUUCUUCGCCGACGUCGAGUCCGUCAAGGACGAGCUCAAGGAGCUCGAGCGCGUGUACUUCAGCCUCCAGUCCUCCCACGAGCAGAGCAAGACGCUCCACAACGCCUCCGCCGUCAAGGACCUCCGAUCCCGCAUGGACGCUGACGUCACUCUCGCCCUGAAGAAGGCCAAGGUGCUGAAGGUCCGCCUCGAGGCGCUAGACCGAUCCAACGCCGCGAACCGGAGCCUGCCGAACUGCGGGCCGGGGUCGUCGUCGGACCGGACGCGGAUCUCCGUCGUCAACGGCCUGCGCAAGAAGCUCAAGGACUCCAUGGACAGCUUCAACGCUCUGCGGCAAAAGAUCUCGUCCGAGUACCGCGAGACCGUACAGCGGAGGUACUACACCGUCUCCGGCGAAAAUCCCGACGAGAAAACGUUAGACCUUCUCAUCUCCACCGGAGAGAGCGAAACGUUUCUGCAGAAGGCAAUACAGGAGCAAGGGAGGGGCCAAGUCCUUGACACGAUUCAAGAGAUCCAGGAGCGACACGACGCCGUAAAGGACAUGGAAAGGAACCUGCAGGAGCUGCACCAGGUGUUCCUGGACAUGGCCGUGCUGGUGCAGGCGCAGGGGGAGCAGAUUGACGACAUCGAAAACCACGUUAUGAGAGCCAACUCGUUCGUCAACAGUGGCACCCAGCAGCUCACCAAGGCCAGGGCCUCCCAGAAGAACACCCGCAAGUGGACUUGCUUCGCCAUUAUUCUGCUGCUGGUUAUUAUUCUGAUCGUGAUCCUCAGCUUGAAGCCCUGGAAUUGGGGUGGCGGUAGCAAUAAUAGCAAUAAUCCGACGCCCGCCGCGCCAUCGCCGCCGCAGUAGGAGAGGAGAGAGUAAAGAGUAUUGUGAUUUGUUCAUAUUCCACAUUCCUAUUGUUUGUGUUAAUUUUUGUGACAUUUAUUUAUUUUUUAUAGUAGGGGUUUCUUCAUUUUA